CAGACAUUAUUGACAUAAGCGGCUGGCUGACACCGGCUUGGAAAUUGGUCAGCACUUCCAAUAUUUUAUUGUAUAUAUCCUUUGAUAUAAUCAACAGCAUAGCAACGAUGGAUCCAGAGAGCAUUUUCUGGGCUGUGUUUGUGUUUAUGUGGCUGGUUUACCUGUGGGAGACCUACCUUUCAUACAGACAGAGGGAGCUGUAUAGGACGGUGAUCAAGAUUCCGCAGAACCUGGCAGGUGUGAUGGACCAGGAGACGUUUGAGAAGGCACGGCUCUACAACCUUGACAAAAGCAACUUUGGCUUCUACGUAGGCAUCUGGGGAGAAAUAGAGCACUCCCUGAUUCUUAUAUACGGAGGUAUCCCAUUUCUGUGGAAUGUAGCAGGUGACAUGAUGCAGAAUUACGGCUAUGAUUCAUCCUAUCAGAUCAUCCAAUCUGUGUUAUUUCUGACACUGGCCGUGGUUUUCUCCACGAUAACCAGUAUGCCCUUCACUGUAUACAGUACCUUCGUAAUUGAGGAGCGACACGGAUUCAACAAACAGACCCCUGGCUUCUUCGCCAAGGACCAGGUCAAGAAAUUCUUUGUGUCCCUGGCCAUCGGGAUGCCGAUCACGGCUCUACUGAUCUACAUCAUCCAGAUGGGCGGAGACUACUUCUUCAUCUAUGUCUGGGUCUUCCUGCUUGUUGUCUCCCUGUUGAUGAUCACCAUCUAUGCUGACUACAUCGCCCCGCUGUUUGACAAAUUCACUCCUCUGCCAGAGGGAGAUCUCCGUUCAAAGAUUGAGGAGCUGGCUAAGAGUAUUGACUUCCCCCUCACCAAACUGUAUGUGGUAGAAGGCUCAAAGCGUUCGUCCCACAGUAACGCCUACUUCUAUGGUUUCUUCAAGAACAAGAGGAUUGUGCUGUUUGACACUCUCCUAGAAGAUUACUCUCCCCUCAAUGCGGACGGAGAGAAAAAGGAGGGCGAGACAGAUCCUGCCCCUGCAGAGAAGGCCCCCACAGACAGCGAUGACAAGCCCAGCGAUGACAAGCCCAAGGGCCACAAGAAGCAAGGCUGUAACAAUGAAGAGAUUCUCGCCGUCCUGUCCCACGAGCUUGGGCACUGGAAACUGGGGCACAUUGUUAAAAACCUUGUCAUUUCUCAGGUGAACUCGUUCCUGAGUUUUGCUGCAUUUGCGUUCCUGAUAGACCAGCAGGUCCUGUACUCAGCGUUUGGCUUUGACUCCCGUCCCACCAUCAUCGGUCUCAUCAUCAUCUUUCAAUAUGUAUUCUCACCAUAUAACGAGGUGUUGUCAUUCUGUGUGACCAUGCUGUCGCGGAUGUUUGAGUUCCAGGCUGAUGCAUUUGCGAAGCAGCUGAGGCAUGCUGCCCCUCUCAAGACCGCUCUCAUCAAGCUGAACAAGGACAAUCUAGGUUUCCCAGUUAAUGACUGGCUGUUCUCAACAUGGCACUUCUCCCACCCGCCACUUCUCGAGAGGCUGAAGGCCCUUGAUAAAUCAGAAUGAAUGCUCAGCUCUUCUUGGCAUUGGGACGCUUUAUUUGAUAAUCACCAUGGCAAACUUAUUAGUCACACUUAUUAGUAAAAUCAUGUGUUGAAAUUAUUCGGGAGAAUGGAAAUUUUAAUUUUUCAAAACCAGUCAGAUUGGUUACUGGUAAUAUAUUGCUAUGCUUGUUAAGGUCUAUUUAUUAUCUGCACAAUUUCAGCAGUUUUCAAUACUGAAGAUAUUUAAAUACAAAUCCUACAAUAACAGAAAGGUGUGUUAGUAUCUGUGUUUUUUUAUUGAGUUGUCUUAUUUAAGAAGGGUUACGGUAGUUAUUAUUAGUUAUUAUUUUGUAGGAAUAUCUUAUAACAAUUUAUAUAUGAAGCAUGAAGCUGAGGUAAGCUAUAAACCAAAGCUAUGCCAUGUCUCAAGUAAAGAAUCAAAUCAUUCUGUCAUAAAAGGCAAACUGUAACGUCCAAAUUGUACUAUAAUAAGAUGUAUUCAAGUGACGAUAAGUUCAAAAUUUACAGUGUGUAGAACACUAGAUGUUGCGACAGCUGUGUAUAUAUGUUUGAAAGUUAUGCUUGUCAAUACAUGCAGUGCAUUUUUUAAUAAAUAAACUGAUUUUCACUAA
Molecule: messenger RNA, 2115 nt
Organism: Mya arenaria
Lineage: Eukaryota; Metazoa; Mollusca; Bivalvia; Myida; Myidae
Product: CAAX prenyl protease 1 homolog
Exons: 11
Coding region: 108-1505 (465 amino acids)
Biological process (GO): CAAX-box protein processing
Cellular component (GO): endoplasmic reticulum membrane
Molecular function (GO): metalloendopeptidase activity
Source: RefSeq, a predicted model, not a curated record